Molecule: messenger RNA, 576 nt
Organism: Triticum aestivum (bread wheat)
Lineage: Eukaryota; Viridiplantae; Streptophyta; Magnoliopsida; Poales; Poaceae
Exons: 2
Coding region: 16-561 (181 amino acids)
Source: RefSeq, a predicted model, not a curated record
AAGAAAAGACAACGAAUGGCACUUGAUGAGAGGAAUGCAAGCCAACGAGCACAUAGGCAAAGUAUGACAAUAGAUGAGAGGCAAGAAAUAAAUGCACGCCGGCGAGCACGUAGGCAAAGCCUACCACCUGAAGAGCGGCAAGCACUCCUAGCUCAAUGUAAUGCAAGCUACGCAUCUAAACGAGAUGCCCUCUGCAGGGAUUCUGUUGCACUACAGUGCCCUACAGGUUCAUUGAUGGGACAUCCAUCAUCAAGUUCUUAUGUCUUUAGCCACCCAGGAGAUGAUGAUACUACCCAGCACAUGGAACUCACAUCGGUGCAAUGUCCAACAUCUACAUCAGUGGACAAUCCAUCAUCACCCCAUGAUGGUUUCGUAUAUUCAGAUUCCCCAAUAGAAAGCUUUGUCGCCGAUGAUUAUGAUUCUCACAUGUCCGAAGAACAAGAUGAUGAGUACUUUGCAUUUGCUGGGAGAGGUAUUGCCAAUGCCAUGGAUACCUUAUUUCUCUACAUACAAAAAAAGCAAGACCUAUAUAACGCCAUUCAUCUCAUUAUAUGUAGGUGACGAUGAAGACUUUGU